AUGUUUGUCCCUUGUUCUACCACAGCUCAAACUUACAGAAACAUAUCUUUAGGCUCAUCCCUCACUGCACUAAAUGAUGACAACUCAUCAUGGCAAUCACCAUCUGGUGAAUUUGCUUUCGGUUUUCGACAGAUUGGAAAGGAUGGCUUCCUACUAGCCAUCUGGUUCAACAAGAUAACUGAGAAAACCAUUGUGUGGUCAGCCAAUGAGGAUAAUCUUGUCCCACAAGGAUCCAAAGUUGAACUCACUGCAGAUGGCCACUUUUUGCUCAAUGAUAUUUCAACAGGCAAAGACAGAUCAAUAGUUUCUUCUGCUGCUACUGGCGUUGCCUAUGCAGAAAUGCUAGACACUGGAAAUUUUGUGCUGGCCAACCAAAAUUCAACCAUUCUGUGGGGGAGUUUUGAUCAACCGACUGAUACAAUCAUACCCGCACAAGCUCUUAAUAACGGAAGCAGACUCUUUGCUCGCUAUACGGCUACAAAUUACUGA
Prunus armeniaca (apricot) is the source of this 489-nucleotide messenger RNA. The record is from the annotation of a GenBank genome assembly. Lineage: Eukaryota; Viridiplantae; Streptophyta; Magnoliopsida; Rosales; Rosaceae.